AAUUAUGAGUAACGGAUAUAUUGUUCACAGCAUCCACACAUUGUGUCAUGUUCCGCGCGGUAGUUAUUAUAAGUCUACUCUAUUGUCCUCUUCUUCACAAAUCUAAGGGCCCAGCAUGAGCGGCGGAUCCGCGCAUAUUGGCAAUUACAUACAUACACUUACGCAAGAAGAUGGGAUCGACGAUACAUAGUAGCACGAGACUAAUUCAACCACGUGAUUCAAUCCCAGUCGCCAUCCUCAUGCUGGGGGACGUGUCACGUUUGCCCAGACUCCAGGGGGAUGUAUUAAUACAGGGUUAGCAGCAAUUUCAGACACGCCAAGUUCACCCGCCUACAGUUGAGUUGAGCACACGCGUCGCGGCGUCACAUUGGGAUCGUCCUUGCAAAGUUCAAUAUUGCUCUCCUCCCUGGCAGUCACUGACUGAAGGAUACCAUGACUCAGACCCGGAGUCCAGCUGCAUCUCUGACUGCGCUGUUGAACGCACCGCCCCACCAAGUCCGAGCAACGCUCCUCGCUCUCUGCAGCGACAGUUCCAUCCUCACAAAGGCCUUGAAACACCACGCUACACUGCAGUCGCAGCCUGCCACACUACAGCCGUGGAUCUGCGUACGGUGCAAGGCAGCAUUCGACGCGAGCAACAAUCCUGAGGAUGCCUGCCGGUUUCAUCCAUCCGUGGUGUCUGUAGAUCACAGCUCUGAGGUCUGGGCUGAUACAGACGAUUAUUGUUUGAAGGGCUUAGCGAAGACGAGGAUAUGAUGGAAGAGAAUCCGGAAGGGUACUCAUGGGGCUGCUGCGGCGGCCAAUAUGACAGCAAACCAUGCGCGGUUGGGAAGCAUAGCGCGUACUCGGAUUACGUUCUCCAGAAUGCAAGGGACCAAGGGGUCGUCUCCAUUUCUGGCGAUGAACAUGCACCAGAGGACGAUCUGCAAGAGCACGACGAGGAUGGCGAUAGCGACGGCGAUAGCGAGCCUCCAAGCAAGAAACGCAAGGCCUAGAAUUUAGU
Messenger RNA from Emericellopsis atlantica, 1003 nucleotides. RefSeq lists its product as uncharacterized. Lineage: Eukaryota; Fungi; Ascomycota; Sordariomycetes; Hypocreales; Bionectriaceae. The transcript is spliced from 2 exons. The coding region runs from base 433 to 756 and encodes 107 amino acids. The record is from RefSeq and is a predicted model, not a curated record.